Molecule: messenger RNA, 546 nt
Organism: Medicago truncatula (barrel medic)
Lineage: Eukaryota; Viridiplantae; Streptophyta; Magnoliopsida; Fabales; Fabaceae
Product: agamous-like MADS-box protein AGL29
Exons: 1
Coding region: 1-546 (181 amino acids)
Biological process (GO): regulation of transcription by RNA polymerase II
Molecular function (GO): protein dimerization activity; DNA-binding transcription factor activity, RNA polymerase II-specific; RNA polymerase II cis-regulatory region sequence-specific DNA binding
Source: RefSeq, a predicted model, not a curated record
AUGGGUCGUCGCAAAAUUGCGAUUGCAAGGGUGAGAGACCCUGUCAUAAGGCAGGUUACAUUCUCUAAGCGCCGAACAGGAUUAUUCAAGAAAGCAAAUGAACUUGCCAUCUUGUGCGGAGCAGAAAUUGCUAUUGUUGUGUUCUCCCCUGGGAAUAAGCCUUACUCUUUCGGGCACCCAAGUGUUGAUGAUGUCGCAUCCAAAUUUCUUGAAGAAGAGCUCAAUCUAGAUGAUGGCAUCGGAAGCUCAUCUUCUGAAGUUUCAAACAGAGAGGAUCUGAAUCAACAACUUGACGACGUGCUAGCUGAACUAAAGGAGGCUGAAAAUGAAGCUAGGGCACAUGAUGAGAUCCUUGAAGAAUACAAAGCAACUGAACUCACUCAACUUGAGGAAUUGAAAGAUUCAUAUGGGAAAUUUAAGGAAAUGGUGAAAUCACGUCUUAGUGAUUUAGAAACAACUGAAUCUAUGUUACUUCUUGCAGAGAAACCGGUGGUUGGAACAAAAAACAAAGUCGCAAGAAAGAAAGGAAAACAACCAAUGCUUUAG